AUGGAUCUAUUAUCAUUGGACAAAGGCUCAGGAUUUCUGUCCCGGCCCUCUGGUGGUGCAGUGCAAGUCACCCAAUUACUCCAUCUUGGGUUGGCUGCCCCGGACUACGAUUCACUAACUGAGCAUGAUCUACCGAACCUACCUACUACCCACCGUGCACUUUUGCCUCCUCGUGUCAGGUUACCCCAGGUUUCGUUUAAGUUGUUUAGCCGUCUUUCCGUCGCGGGUGAUCCUACCAACACCAUCUCCGUCCGGCUCAAGGAUCCACCUCGCUGUGUUGGUGCACACUUAACACCCAUGCACAAAUGA
Molecule: messenger RNA, 309 nt
Organism: Fusarium graminearum PH-1
Lineage: Eukaryota; Fungi; Ascomycota; Sordariomycetes; Hypocreales; Nectriaceae
Exons: 2
Coding region: 1-309 (102 amino acids)
Source: RefSeq, a predicted model, not a curated record